CCCGCCUCCUCUGCUGUAGUAUUUUCAGUUGGAGACCGGUACGGCAUCGGGAAUUCCAUUCGCGAGGCAACAAAGACAAGGAUGAACAGCGAAGCUACCGGUACCCACCGCUGCCGGCAUCGCAGACAGCAACGCCCAUUGCUACAAGCAAGCACGAGGGCCAGCGCGUUCGGGUUCUGGUGCGUCGCGCUUUGUGUCUGUGUCUGUAUCUGUAGCAGAAGCGGGAACAAUCGCCACGGAAUGGUUGUGACCGGGUUCUCGUCAGGGAGAGCGACAUCCUGGCACGCGGGAUCGACCGCCGAGAGAGCGAUCGGCGGAUUUCACGGCAAAACGAAUCGCAACGUCGCCGGUUCCCCCGGUUCCCCGCUGCGCUCCGCUUCCGGGCGGGACGGCGGGAGGGAUGCUCCUCCCGCCCCCCACCGAAACCACCUCGACGCGAUCCGCCGCGACGAAAAGGCGCUGAAACACCGCUUCUUUGCCCUCCGGCACGGCCAGUCCCUGGCCAACGUGGCCGGUGUGAUCGCCUCCGAUCCCGACGUCGCCUGCCAAAAGUACGGCCUCUCGGAGGAGGGGAAAAAGCAGGCGAAAAAGGCCGGGGACGGGCUCGUCCGGGACUUUCUGGCCGCCCGCGCCGCCGACCCGUGCCUGCGGGGGAUCGCCGUCGUGGCCUCGGACCUCCUGCGCGCCAGGGAGACGGCCCGGUUCGCGGCGGACGCCAUUCGCUCKCACAACCGGAGGCAGGAAACCGACGAACGCGAAAGCRAAAGCAUCCCCCUGUAUUCCGGUGCCGUGGCCACCGACACRCGCCUCCGGGAACGCGGUUUUGGAGAGUGGGACGGCGGGAGCGACGCGCACUACCACGACGUUUGGAAGGACGACGCACGGGAUCCGUACCACACGAUCAGGGGCGUCGAGUCCGUGUGGAGCGUCACGGACCGGGCCACGGACUGCGUCCUGGACUGGGAGCGGAGGCUCGGGGACGAGGGCGGUGGCGGCGGUGACGGCGACGGUUACUACUGGGUGGUGUGCGUGGCCCACGGAGACGUCCUGCAGAUCCUGCAAACGGCCUUUCACGCCGACCUCGAUCCGUCGCAGCACCGAUCGAUGGAGCACCUGGAAACCGCCACGCUGAGGCCCCUCGAGCUGGCUUGACGACCGGGAUCAACCAGAACGAAGGCACCGAGCUCCCCCUUUUGGUGUUCGGCUGGCUCCGGUAGUAUGUCUGCAGCAAUCCGACAAAGGGCAAUACAGCGAGGGCUCAUGAAUAAGGAAAUCAAUCGCCAGCUACAGAUACAGAUACUUCAUGAUGGACUGCUCUCGAAUGCCACCGAUGAUCUUUGAACGAAAAAUGAAUUUCAAAUCGUCUCGAAAGUCAUACUCGUUCUGCUCUGCAGAAAGAUACGUUUGGAAAACGAGCGAACCAACUACUUGAAGAACGAUUUGAUCCCUUCCGACAUCAGUUAAGCCAUGGAACAUUGCAUUGCCUGGCCUUUCUGUUUCGUUUUUGAACUUUUACCGUGGAAUCUACGUACGCUUCUCCAAGUACGAAGUACUUCUUAACGAUAGACUAUUCAA
Molecule: messenger RNA, 1575 nt
Organism: Pseudo-nitzschia multistriata
Lineage: Eukaryota; Bacillariophyta; Bacillariophyceae; Bacillariales; Bacillariaceae
Source: the annotation of a GenBank genome assembly